Molecule: messenger RNA, 9710 nt
Organism: Cygnus olor (mute swan)
Lineage: Eukaryota; Metazoa; Chordata; Aves; Anseriformes; Anatidae
Gene: OTUD7B
Product: OTU deubiquitinase 7B
Exons: 12
Coding region: 3151-5733 (860 amino acids)
Biological process (GO): protein deubiquitination involved in ubiquitin-dependent protein catabolic process; protein K48-linked deubiquitination; protein K63-linked deubiquitination
Cellular component (GO): nucleus; cytoplasm
Molecular function (GO): zinc ion binding; K63-linked polyubiquitin modification-dependent protein binding; cysteine-type deubiquitinase activity
Source: RefSeq, a predicted model, not a curated record
GCCGUUCUUCCUUAGAUAAAUCGUUGAACGUAAAUGUGUCUGCUGCUUCCCAGCGCGCUGCCAAGAUACCGCAGGUACAUAGCCCAUGGGGCUGUGUGUAAUAGGCAAUGGCUUUGGGCCCGGAAAGCUGUUUACAAAGUAUUUACCCCAAGGUGCCUGCCUGCCUGGCACUUGUGCUUGCUUUAUCCAAGCACCGAUCCUGCACCGUUUGGGCUGCAGGGCCGUGCCGGUGCCAAAAGCAGCGAGAAAGCCUCUCGCUUCUCGCCAAAAAGUGAUUUGAAGGAGAUAAUAGGGCCUUAUCACAACAGGAGGAUUGCUGGGAAGCGCUCCUGCCUGGCGUUUAAACGUGAUGACUGUUUUUGAAACUCCGAAGAGCGUGGUUGGAUUUGGAGUCGAUAACAAAGCCUUGCUGGUCCCGGGCUGCGCAAGCUCCUCGAACGCCAGGAGCUGGUUGUGCUCCACGCUGUCGUUUUCCCCCUCAAACCAAGAUUUCUAUUGGUUUGAAGGGCUCGCUCGGAGAUACGUACUCUCAACUCCUUCUCAUGCCUGAAAACGCAAUUAAGGAGAACACGUUGGCUUUCUACAAUCUUAAAUUAGCGCCUUGCUGCUCUGCAGCCCCAUGGUGAAAUUAAACGAGAAAAGCUUUGGAGGGUGUGCAAGGCUUGGAAAUGCCUCGGAGUCAUGUAGAGGCUGGGGACCGUCUGCUAGGAGGGAAAUAGAAGGAAUCUGGGGGCAGUGGCUUCUCCCAAAGCACCCUUUGUGAGUGUCUCUGGGUGUUGGGAGCUCCCCUUCCACUCCUGGCAGCCUCGGUGUGGGUGAGGAGGGGACCUCCGGGGGACGGGUCCGGCCCCUUCCCCACUGCCGUCUGCCUGACCCCGUCUUCGCCUUCGGCUGGGAAGUGUCUCCCAAAUUCCUCCCUUCCCUCCCGUGGCCAGGCAGUGUGCGGGGAAUCAUUCUAAUUUAAGUCUGUGCGAAUUAAGGCAAUUUGGUUUUGGCUCUUCACCAGUGGAAACAGGGAGAUUUGGACGCCCUCCUUCUGACGGGAGCGCUGUGGAUAGCAGCGGGAGACGGGGCUUGGGAAAUUCAGCUGGUGCUUUGCACAAUGUCUUAAACAGCAAAAGCUUCGGGUGUGCAGAGCAGUGCUUCUGGUGGCAUUUUUUUUCCUGGAAUAGCUUAAAAUGUAAAUAUUUGGAAAGUAGCAUUUCCUCGCUGAGUACUGAUUAUGAGGUGUUUCUGGGAUGGCUUAAAGAAAUGGACUGUAUAGUAAUGAAAAAACCACACCUAUAACAUGGAAUUUGAUGGCUUUCUUCUUUAUUUAGCCGUGUCGCCGCCUCCGGCUUCGAGAGCGAGCUGGGUGGCUGGCUCGAGGGAUUUGCACGCGUCCACGUGUGGCCCUUGUGGAGAAAUAGAUGAUUUCCGAGGUGCUUUUGGGAUCGCGUGCCAGAGGCAGUCUGGCACCUGUGGGGUCGGGAGUGACAUCCACGCGGUGGGGACGCUGUCCUGGACCUGCCUGGCUUCCUGAGGAAGAUUAAAGCGUGAAUAUUCAUGAGUUAAUUUGCUUAAUUCCUGCGUCCUGCAAGUAACGGUCGGUAUUGCAGCGACCGUGGAACCGCCUGAGUCUCGGUCCCGCGGGCGCCCGCCGUAGCACCCCGGUGUCUGUAACAUGGCGAGGAAGCUGCCGGCGGAUUACAGCCAGCGCUGGAAGCUGCCCUAAUCGCAUCGUAAACGCCUACGUAUGCGCACACGCACGUAUGUACGGGGGGAUUUUGGCCUGCUUGACACCCAAAACGCUUUAGCCUUGGCUGGACAGCAUCGUUGUGGUCGCGGAGCUUGGGUCUCCCUGCAGAGGAGGUCGGAUCCUUCCCUCCCUAUGGGUGGAGGCUCCGCGGGACUGAUCCUGCCCGGCACAGGCGUGAGCUGCAGCCCUGCCUGCUCCAGCCGUACCCCGAGCGAUGCCGGCAGCGCGCGGAGCUGCCUGGUGUGUAAAAAGAAGCAUUUACGUACAAAAAGUGAGCGCGGCGGGAGAGGCUGUUCCUUCGUUUGGACCCUCGCGGUAGAUCCCCGGCAGCUCCUUGCUGUGCCGGCGGAGCUUUGCAGCUGUGUUCGGCCUCGCAGCACCGAGGUGCUGCUGUUUGUGUGUGCAAGGAGGUGGCGAAGCAGCCGCGGCACCACGAGUUGGUGGCUGUGGGCCGUGCACUCAGCGAGGAUCCCAUUCGGCGAGGAACAGGCGGGUUUGAGGAUUGCCUUGGGAUGACAACAGCCCCAAGAUUGCUCCGGUGAUAAAUGACAUCAAGGAGAUUUUCUGCCUAACGAGUGUAUGAUUAGAGAGUGUGGAAGAUAAUAAGAGCGGCAUUUAACCAACAAAGCCAGGAAAUUCCAGAUUAAAGCUCGCGUGUUUCGCUUGCUGUGCUUGGGUUUGGGAGUCGGUGCCGUUAGGGACUUUGGCCCAUCUUUAGGAAUAAUCCUGACAAGCGAUGGUUUUGAGGCGCCAGCAGAGAAAAUGGGUUUGCUCGUCUGUGCAAUACUGAAAUUUCCUCGCCUGCUCUCAGGAUGGCAGCGCCGCUGUCAACCAGCCUUACGCGGUUUUUCCCCUCUUAUUCACGUGCCAAAUUUCAGCUUAGGAGGAGUUUUUUCCAGCAGGUUACGUUCCUUGACAGUCGACUUCUUUCUUUUUUUUCCACGGUAACCCUUUAGCUGCACAAUCCCGCCGAGCGUUAGCCCGGUCCGGGCCUCGGCCGAGCGUGCUGCUCUCCAUCUGUGCCGUGAGGAAUGCAGUAAAUCAGGAUCUGAACGCGAGGCACAGCACACACCUACGUGUGGCUUUCUGGAUCUUAGGACCUGCUAAAACCGAAGGUUUACAGCAUGCACCUUCGCGCUGGCUGGUUUUGUUCCCUUCUGGGAAGGAGGUCGGCUCUCGGAAGGAUUUCUGGGGGGCUGCCUUUGGAAACCUUUCGGUGGAGACUUUGGGGGCAGCAGGGUCUUGCAGCCGGGGCUGCCCGCUGCCUCGCGUUUCCCCCGUCGCGUCCUUGCUGCCUUUGCCAGGUGGAUCUGAAGGGCUCUCGAAGUUGCGAAAGAUUGAGGCCGAGGUGCUGAUCCGGGCGCCGCCGACCCCAGCUGCCGGGAGGAAUCCAUGAGCACACGGCCUUGGCUAUGGACAUCGUCCUGUCGGAUUUUGUUCGCUCAACGGGGGCAGAGCCGGGACUGGCCAGAGACCUGCUGGAAGGUAAAAACUGGGACCUGAGCGCAGCCCUGAGCGACUUCGAACAGCUUCGGCAGGUGCACGCGGGGAACUUGCCGCCCUCCUUCAACGAAGGACGCAGCUACAAACCCUCAGAGAAGGAGGCAGCCCGCGCGGGGCGACCGCCGCUGCAGCGGCAGGAUGACAUCGUGCAAGAAAAACGUCUGUCUCGAGGCAUUUCCCACGCCAGCUCUACCAUCGUCUCUCUGGCCCGUUCCCACGUCUCCAGCAACGGCAGCAGCGAGCACCUGCUGGAGAUGCCCAUUUCCACCUUCCAGUUGCCUGACCUCACGGUGUACACCGAGGAGUUCCGCAGCUUCAUCGAGCGCGACCUCAUCGAGCAGUCGAUGCUGGUGGCAUUGGAGCAGGCUGGUCGCCUGAACUGGUGGGCGAACGUGGACCCCAGCUGCCAGCGGCUGCUCCCCCUGGCCACCACGGGUGACGGGAACUGCCUGCUGCACGCCGCCUCCCUGGGUAUGUGGGGUUUCCACGAUAGAGAUCUCAUGCUUCGCAAAUCCCUUUAUACCUUAAUGGAUAAAGGUGUGGAAAGGGAAGCCCUGAAGCGGAGGUGGCGCUGGCAGCAAACGCAGCAGAACAAGGAGUCUGGUCUCGUUUACACCGAAGAGGAGUGGCAGAAGGAGUGGAACGAGCUCAUCAAGUUGGCCUCCAGCGAGCCUCGCGUGCACUACGGCACCAACGGAGGCAACUGCGGGGGCGUUGAAAGCUCUGAGGAACCUGUGUACGAGAGCCUGGAGGAGUUUCAUGUCUUUGUCCUGGCCCACGUGCUGAAGAGACCCAUAGUAGUGGUGGCAGACACGAUGCUGCGGGACUCGGGGGGAGAAGCCUUUGCCCCUAUUCCCUUUGGAGGCAUCUAUCUUCCCCUGGAAGUUCCAGCCAACAAAUGCCAUCGUUCCCCUUUGGUUCUGGCGUACGACCAAGCCCAUUUCUCUGCCCUGGUAUCUAUGGAGCAGAAGGAACCCACAAAAGAUCAAGCUGUGAUCCCCCUGACAGACUCCGAGCAUAAGCUGCUCCCUGUGCACUUCGCUGUGGAUCCCGGGAAGGAUUGGCAGUGGGGAAAAGACGACAGUGACAACGUCAAGCUGGCCAGUGUGACGCUAUCGUUGGAAGCCAAGCUGCACUUGCUGCACAGCUACAUGAAUGUUAAAUGGAUCACGCUGCCUUGUGACACGCAGGCGCCUCUGGCCCAGCCAGAAUCCCCUACAGCCUCUGCAGGAGACGACGCUCGUUCAGCUGCGGAGUCAGGGGAGUCCGACAAGGAGUCGGUCUGCAGCAGUUCGGCAAGCAACGGUGGCAGCAGGGGUUGCAAGGACAAAGAGAAACCAAAGAAAGACCGAGAAAAGGACAAGGAAAAGGAUAAAAAACGGGCAGACUCGGUCGCUAACAAGCUGGGCAGCUUUGGCAAGACUUUGGGAAGUAAGCUAAAAAAGAACAUGGGAGGGUUGAUGCACAGCAAAACUAUGAAGGGAGGUGUGAGCAACGGGCAGGGAGAUACCUUGGAGAAGAAAAAGAAGGGAUCCUUGAAGUCAAGGAAAGGAAGCAAAGAGGAAUCCUCCCAAGGAGACUUGUCGGCUCCUGUGGAGAAAACCUGCCCGGGAAAAGCGGCCCCCGAGAAGCCGUCGGACCCCUACAAGUACAGCAACGACGUGAGGCUGAGCCUCAGCAUCCUCCGGGCUGCCAUGCAGGGAGAGCGCAAGUUCAUCUUCGCCGGCCACCUCAAGACCAGCAACAGGCUCCAGUACCAGGAGGAGAUGAUCCAGCAGUACCUGCUGGACGCCGAGGAGCGCUUUUUGGCCGAGCAGAAGCAAAAGGAGGCAGAGAAGAAGGCGCUGGCGAGCGCUGCCCCCGCCAAGAGGCUGGAGCCGGAGCUGAACGCCCACAAGGGCGAGGAGGCGAUGCUCAGCCCCGCUUACCCCCAGCCUCCUCCUGCUUACGCCAUCCAGACCCCGGAUCUGGCCCUCGGCGCGAAGAUGGCAGCUUUUCCCUCCAGCUACUCGGGCGUCUUCACCUUCCCCCGGCCCUCCGUGGCCAGCAGCGCGGAAGGAUCUCAUCCCCCCGGCUUCCCCGACGGCCGGCGCCAGGUCGCGGGGGGGCCCUGCGGCAGCCUCCCCCCUUACGCCACGCUCCCCAGGCACUGCGGCCAGGCCCGGCCGAGCCCCCACGCCUCCAGCCCUUCCCACGCCGGGCGAUUUUCCCCCACGGACACGGAUUCUCACCCCGGCUUCCCGGCGGAACGCGACGGCCCGGGCGGUCCGGCCCCGCACAGCAACGGCUGCCGGGAGCACGCGGAGCAGGACGGCUCGCAGAAAGGAGCGGACAAAGCGAGGGGCCGCGCUCUUUAUAACGUCCAGCAGACCAAAUGCAAGCAGCCCAACUGCAGCUUCUACGGGCACCCGGAAACCGGGAACUUCUGCUCCUGCUGCUACAGGGAGGAGCUGAAGCGCAAGGAGCGGGAGGCUCUGGUGCACAGGUUCUGAGCGCUCUGCCCGCGCUGCUCUUCGGACCCGUGGCACCUGGGGGAUGCAAUAACGCCCGUAUUUUCCCCCCCCCCUCCCCACGUUCCUCUCCCUGUCUGUGGAAGGAGGGAGGCGGCGGGCGCUUGGCCGGACGGGCUGAGGAGCGCGAUGCGGCCGCCGCGCCGCGGAGGUGACCCACGGCCAGCCCUCCUCCCCGCGGCAUCGCCACGAGCACGGGCGCCUUGGACGGGCUCUGGUUAGCCAGGGGGGGCUCGGGUUAGCCGGGGGGGGGCUCGGUAGCCAGCCGCCGUGGAGGGCGAGCUCAGGUCGGAGCGCGAGGCGCGGGGGCUCCUCGCCGCCACCGCCGAACCAGACCAAAGCUUCGGGAGCAGCGAGCGCCCCGCAGGUCCUCCGGCCGGGCUCGACCCUCACUUCUCGUAGCGCUUCUCCCAAAUCGAGCGAAACUGCCCCAGCAAUUUCAGUUAGAAAGUCACAGACCUUUUAAUUGAGAGGUUUUUCUUUUUUUUUUUUUUUUUUUAACACUGUUUUUAUUUUAUUUGAUGUUUUCUGGUACUGAGAGGAGCUUAGUCGGAAGCGGACGUUAUUUUAUUUUUAUUUUUCUGUUUUCGGUUUGAACUCGUCUGAGCCCAGCGGACGUCUCCCAGCGCCUCGCAGCAGCGGGCUCGGGGCGCUGCCCUUCCGAGGGGCUCGGCUCUUGUUUUUAAACGUUACUUUAAAAUUCUUCUUGGGGUGGGAGGGGGACGGGGUGGUCACAGUGCUGAGUGGCUUUGAGUUUUCCUGCAGAAGUUCCGUGCGGAACCGUUACCGGUACAGUCGAACCGACUUAGAAUCGACGGAGAAACGAGGUCAGUGUCUCCACCCAGCAAUAACCAACGGCGUGGAGAAGCAGGGAGGACAAAGAGCGCCCCGCGGCACCGGGAGGUAAAUCUGCACCGGGCUGCCCUUAGCUUACAGCUGUGCGUGGACACACACACGAUAACUCUUUCUACUUGAGCAAGCUACUUCCAUACUACCUCUGUUCUGCUGAAUAGAAUUAACUCGGCUCCAUUUUGCUGAGCCACGUAACUGACCUUAGGCUGAGUAAUAUUAAAGAUAUUUUUUGAUAAUAGGGCUAAAGAGUGAAAUGUAAGAAAAACGAACCCGUACCUGUGUUACUCCCACACUCGCUGUGGUCCAUCCACUACGUCCCCUUCUCCCCGGCCGAGCCCCGCGGCGCGGCACGAGCGCUGCCCUGAGCUCCCCGUUUUUCAGGGCGGGUGUAACUUUAGCACUGCAAUGUUUGCACAGAUCUUUUUUGUAACUGUAGAUCCCAAACUGGACUCGAUCCUCGUUCCAGUCCUGUAUAGAGCAAAGGUUCAGCAUUUUACCGCGUGGAAAUAAAACGUGAAUUACGCUGAUGAGUCAAAGCUUUACAACAUUCCCUCGUUUUUUUUUUUUUUUUGUUUUUUUUUGUUUUUCCAAAGCCAUCAAACUAUGCAAUCCCUUCCCACGCUGAUCCCCCCCACCCGCCACGGGGAGAAGGGAAGAGAGAACGGGGCAGAGAGGGUGAAAGUGUACUUAACACUGGGGACUCACCUGAAGCCUUAUUCUCACAAAUACACUAAGGCUUUCUUCUAACGUACAACUUUUACCGGUUUAAUGUACGUCUAAAAAAACAACCCAGCCCCAAACUAAGGCCUUUUCUGUCGCAGAUGGCUGCUUUUGGCUUUCAUAAAGGCCGGGGCCGUCCCUGUGCAGGAAAGGCCUUGGUGGAAGCGGUGCCGACGCCUGCUGCGGGUGCUCCCACCUGGGUGGCUCGGCUCGGCCCCGCUAGGGCUGGGUUUGGGCUGUCGCGCUCGAAGCCAACGGCCUGUAAAUAUCCGAGCUCCUCCACCCCUCUGACUAAAGCUGUUCUUUUGGGUUUUGUUAAAUCGCUGCUACUCGGAGCGUAGAUAAGCCUUGCCCGGCUGCAAAAGGGGCAUGGAGAUAAGGUCGCUGCAAGCGGGGUUUUCCUUAGGGUCCCUUUGCCCGGCAGUGGGGAGCCCCGGGGCUGGCACGCGGUCAGGGAGGCGUGCAGGGUGACUGCUGUGGGCGUGCUCUGCUCUUGGAGUGAUGCAAGGCAGCGAAUUUCUCCCUGGGGGUGGGUUAAAGUGCGCUGGGUUUACUGCAGGGGUGAGAGCGCGCGCGGUCGGGUCCGUGCCGGCGGCUCUCCCCCCGGUGACCCCGCAGCAACUCAUUGGCGGAACCCAAAUAUCAAACCCGAGUGGGUUUAUUUGAAACAAAACAAAACCCAACUCGCUGUGCGGGGAUCAGUUUGUGCAGAGGCUUCUGCCUCUUCUUUUUCCUGUGCCCCGGAGCAGCAGCUUUAUUGUAGAAUCCUUCGGCUGCUGCCGAGAGCACGAGGAGCGGGGAUGCUCUGCGCCCCCCGCCAAAGCACGAGGAGCGGGGACGCUCCGUGCCCCCCGCCAAAGACCGCAGGCAGGGGAGGACGGAAGGCACGAAUUGAUGCUCCACCAGCUCAAUGCCCCUUUCCUGCUUUUUUUGGGGGAAUCAUCCCCGCUUCGGCCAACCCCAUCCAGCCGCUGCGCCAACCCGCCCGAGGGGGCCGUGCGGCGCAGCCGGCGUCGGCCAGCUGCCGGAGCCGCUGCCGCCGUUCCUCCUCCUGAGGGUUUUUGGGGGAGAAAAGGGAGUUUGGCCGAGUGCUUUGUGCCCGCUGCUGAUGCCGUGGCCCUGCCGGUGAGGUUUGGCCGCGGCGCCGUCCUCCCCGGGGACCGCGCGAUCCCCGACGGCCGCAGCCCCAGGAGCCUGGAGGGGAGCGGGGUGGUGGAGGUGAGGGGCGAAGUUCCCCAAAAAUUAAUUCCCCAAUUCCCCGUUUUGGGGUCGGUUUUGAAGCCCAGCCCUGUGGCCCGUGCUUGGUCUGCCAUUUUUACCGCCGUUCCUGGAAUUCGUAGCUUUUUUUAAACUCAAAAUGGGGGAAAAAAAAAAUCACAACUACAGGCAAAAUUAGGUUUCCAAUGAAAAGAGUAAAAUAGCAAAGAGUAUUUUUUCUACGAAGUGCAGAAUCUCAGCUGUUCCCUGAGCAUCCCUGAGCCCAAACCUUCCUGCCUUACACACCGAAUCGAGGGAAUCGGCCGCGUUUCUUCAGUACUGCUAAGGAUUUUUUCAGGUCAUUUUUGUUUCCUUUAUGGUGAAACUAAUAUUUUUUUCCAUGGGACUAUUAAAUACAACUUAUAUUUAUUGGAAGACAUUUACCAACCACCGGUUCCUUUCCAUAACCAUGCCAGAGCCCCUGCCCACGCCGUAUUUUAGGGUUUUGAUAUGUUUUAGGGGCUCGAUAUAUUUUCGGUACCUUUUUUUUUUUUCUUUUUAAGUGGGGUGGGAGAGCGAGAGCAGCUUGUGCUCCGCAGCACCUCGCACGGAGGCACCAAACCACCCCAGGGUUUUUCUCCCACGUCUGCCCCGCCGGCGUGUGAAGGAGACGGGGAAGGGGAGGCUGCGACUUGAUCCCGAGGUCUCGAAACAAGUGCACUUAGCGGUGUAACGGGAAGAAACUUUGCUGCCGUCGGGACCUGGGGGUUUCUGCGCAGCCUGGCCCUCCUGCAGUAAAGGUCCACGACCCUUUUGGAAAGUUUUCAUUUUGUCUUAGCCCCGGGUCCCAUCCUGCAGCCUGGGUUUUGGCCCCAUCUUGGCCGUCUUGCCCGGGCUCCCCAAACGAGCUUCGUAACGUCCCCCGUGUCCCCAGCCCCUCCAGGGAGGGGUGGUGGGAUGCUCUGGUCUUCACCGAUCGCACAAGAGGUGACCUGAAUUAAUUCUGCAACCAUUUAUUCACAAAAGACUUUUUUUUUUUUUAAAUUAAGGAAUAUUGGGUUGGCGAUUUUUACUCUUUGUUCGAGCACUGCUGUACUGAGCACUAGAUGGCGCGUUGUAAUCGGGCUGUUCACGGCAUCCUUCAUUUAUGCUACCAUAGAUUCACUGACAAUAAACAACGUUCAACUAAU